AUGUUGUACAUUGCAAUUUUACAACAGCAGUUAAUAUAUAAUAUAAACUAUUGGGGAAAUAUAAAUUUUGUUGAAUAUAAUACUAAUCCUAAAAAUGCAGUUACACAACUGUGUAAACAAUUUUUAGAGGAAUCGUUGUGUUCAAUUAUAAAAAACAAUAACAAGAUAGGAGAUCUACUACAAAUAGAUAAUAUUAAAACAUGGCAAAUGUUGCAUGUUAUAGAUCUUUCCAAUAAUCCAAUACACAAAAGAGCAUUAUAUAAAAAAUUUAUUAUAUGUCAUUUAAACAACAUUAAAGUAAGUAAAAUCAUGUAUCGCAUAUUCAAUGUCUUUCUUUUUGAUUUAUUAUUUAUAUAUUUUAUAAAAAUAAUUUCUUGGCAGUAUAUUUCUGGAGAACGCAUCCAAUAUUCUGAUGUAGCUGAAGCAAGAUACAUUUUCGACAAUAGAUUAGAUAAAUAUAUCUUAAAUACAAUUUAUAAAACAGAUCAAUUAACAACUAUUAUACAGUUGAGUAUAACUAAUUGCUCUUUAUCAAAGAUUAAUUUAUCUGGCAAUUUAUUACCACAAUUAGAAAGUUUGGAUUUGAGUAACAAUCAAAUAACUUAUUUAUGGGGUCUUCAUUCCUUUCAAUAUUUACAUACAUUAUGCUUAAGUUAUAAUUGUCUUGAUACAUUUGACAGUAAUGGCUAUGAAAAGAAACAAUGCAUAUUUCCAAAAUUGUGUACAUUGUUGUUGGAUCACAAUUGUAUCAAAUCAUUAAUGAAUAUUAAUGAAAAAUUACCAGUAAUUAAACACUUAUUUCUAAAUAAUAAUCACCUUCAAAGCAUUAAUGGUAAUAUUUUACAUACUGAGAUAAUAUUGAAAUUUUUGCAUAUUAUUUACUGUUAUUAUAAAUAUAUAUAUAUACACUUUAUAGGUGUAAGUCAUUGCUCAAGUUUAGAAUCUUUAAUUUUGGACUAUAAUGAUAUUAAUACA
Messenger RNA from Nomia melanderi (Alkali bee), 975 nucleotides. Lineage: Eukaryota; Metazoa; Arthropoda; Insecta; Hymenoptera; Halictidae. The record is from RefSeq and is a predicted model, not a curated record.